CUGCCAGGUGACACAUGGACUUCAUCGCUCUGUUCGCUAUCUACGUGGCGCUGGUGCUCACAUGCAUCGCGCUCGUCUGCAAAUACUCGGGCCAGCGGCAGACUCCCCUGCACGUGCUGGUCAGCUCCGUGGGAAAGGUCGUUGGGCCUAUUACACCGAAAUGGCUCCACGCGUGUUCUCAGUGGACCUUGCACAGGCUGUUUCAUCAAAGGAGCAACACGUUCAUCUAUCUGCACGUCCUGCUGGAGUGUGCCGUGUACGCAGAGUUCACCUACGAGGUGUUUGGCUUCUGCCGGGAGAUGGACACCACCCUGGCCAGCCUGUCCGUGCCUUACAUCCUGCUGCUCAUCAAGACCCUCUUCUUCUACCUCUGCAUCAGGAGAGAUCCAGGCACAGUUACUAAGAAGAAAGUUGCCGGCCAGAUGCACAUCUAUCCGUAUGAUAGGAGAUUGUUUCACCCGGGAGUUUCCUGUCCGACCUGCCAGCUCGUCAAACCGGCUCGGUCCAAACACUGCAGGGUCUGCAACAGGUGUGUCCAGCGCUUCGACCACCACUGUGUCUGGGUGAACAACUGCAUCGGCGCUCUGAACACACGAUACUUCUUGCUUUACCUCUUCAGCGUCUGUGCCAUGGCAGGCGACAUCGCCAUACUAACAGCAGACAUGCUGCUUCACGCUGUACUGCGCGCAGGGCUCCUGAGGGCCAGUUAUUUGGAUGAAUAUGGCGAGCAGCAGCCGGCAGGGCCUCUGUUUGUCAUACAGCAUCUGUUCCUGACCUUUCCCCGAAUUAUCUUCAUGUUGGGCUUUCUGGUCUUCGUCUUCUUCCUGCUGGCGGGUUACGCCCUGUUCCAUUCCUACCUGGCUGUCGUCAACCAGACCUCCAACGAGUGGUACAAAAGUCGAGGUUACUUUUGUCAGCACUGUCACCCGACUUCAACCGCGGACCACCUCUGCGGCCCAGCGCCAGACCACUCUAAAAGAUACUACUACAGCCGAGGGCUCCUCAGAAACCUGGGGGAGAUCUUCUUUCCUCCGGAACCUGUUCGGAAAAAAGACAACUGAAAACAGAUACUGCCCCUUGUAUUGUUAUGCUGCAUUUACUGUACGUCUCCAUUGAUUUCCGUCUGACUGGAGAAAUAAAGUUUACGUUAGCGAUGUCA
Molecule: messenger RNA, 1159 nt
Organism: Scophthalmus maximus (turbot)
Lineage: Eukaryota; Metazoa; Chordata; Actinopteri; Pleuronectiformes; Scophthalmidae
Gene: zdhhc4
Product: zinc finger DHHC-type palmitoyltransferase 4
Exons: 6
Coding region: 15-1061 (348 amino acids)
Biological process (GO): protein targeting to membrane; peptidyl-L-cysteine S-palmitoylation
Cellular component (GO): endoplasmic reticulum; Golgi apparatus
Molecular function (GO): protein-cysteine S-palmitoyltransferase activity
Source: RefSeq, a predicted model, not a curated record